UGCAUUUAACGUUAUGGUCGGUUAUUAAUCGAUUACAUCAGCGAACACUCGAAAUCUCCGUCAUCUUCGUUCGCCGUGCUGUUAAUAAUGGCAAAACUAACAGUCCUUUAUGAACACGCCACCGGCUUCACGCUGUUUAAAGUUAAAGAAUUUGAAGAAAUAGGUUCAGAAUUAGCACAAGUUGAAAAAUCUGUGCGCGACUUACAGCGUUUCACCAAAAUCAUUGAGCUAUUGGCAUUUGCUCCUUUCAAAACAUCUGUUGAUGCAUUGGAAUCCAUCAACAGCAUUUCUGAAGGUUUAUUGCCGGAGAGUCUACAAAUAUUUUUAGAAACCAAUGUACCUAAAGUGGGUAAAAUGUCAAAAGUCACGUUGGGAGUUGCUGACAGCAAAUUGGGCGCAAGCAUAAAUGAAAAACUUGGUCUCAAGAUACAACAUACUGGAUUUAUACUCGAGAUAUUGAGAGGUAUUAGAUACCAUUUCCCAUCCCUCAUGAAAGGAUUUGCUCCUAAGUUGGAAGGUGUAGCCCAACUAGGUUUAGGUCAUAGUUAUUCUAGAGCUAAAGUGAAGUUCAAUGUUAAUAAAGUUGACAACAUGAUUAUACAUAGUGUGUCUUUGCUUGAUCAGUUGGACAAAGACCUGAAUACCUAUUCAAUGCGUAUCAGAGAAUGGUACUCCUAUCAUUUCCCAGAACUUUACAAGAUUGUACCAGAAAAUUAUUUAUUUGCUAAAGUAGUAAAGUAUGUAGGAGAUCGUAAACAACUUACUGAAGAUAAAUUAGAAGGUCUUGAAGAGAUAGUAAUGGAUGCAGGAAAAGCAGCAGCAAUUUUAAGUGCAGCCAAAUCAUCAAUGGGCAUGGAUAUUUCUCCAGUUGAUUUAACUAAUGUACUGAUGUUCACCAAUCGAGUUGUUUCAUUAUCUGAGUAUAGAAAAAGUCUAUCAGAGUAUUUAAAGAAUAAAAUGGGAACUGUUGCACCAAAUAUGGCUGCUUUAAUUGGUGAACAAGUUGGAGCUAGACUUAUUUCUAAAGCUGGUUCAUUGACAAAUUUAGCCAAAUGUCCAGCAUCUACAGUACAAAUUUUAGGUGCUGAGAAAGCUCUUUUCAGAGCAAUGAAGACCAAAACUAGUACUCCAAAAUAUGGUCUAAUAUAUCAUUCAACAUUCAUUGGACGUGCUGGCAGACAAUAUAAAGGACGUGCCUCUCGUUUUCUUUCAAAUAAAUUGAGUAUUGCCAGCCGUAUUGAUGCUUUUGCAGAUAAUCCUUGUAAUAUUUUUGGUUUAAAAAUGAAACAACAAUGUGAAGAUAGACUUAAAUAUUUUGAAACUGGCGAAAAACCUCCUAAAAAUGUUGAUGUUAUGCAUGCUGCUCUUCAAGAAUCACUUGUCUUGCAAGAACAAAAUGAAAGUCUUAACACUAGUGUGAAGCGUAAGAAAGCAAAGAAAGAAAAAAAAUCAAAAAAGAAAAAAAUAGAAAAUAAUCAAGAAAAUGAAGACUAAUUGUUUUGUAUUUU
Sipha flava (yellow sugarcane aphid) is the source of this 1508-nucleotide messenger RNA. RefSeq names its product nucleolar protein 56 (gene Nop56). Gene Ontology annotation, molecular function: snoRNA binding. Gene Ontology annotation, cellular component: box C/D methylation guide snoRNP complex; small-subunit processome. The record is from RefSeq and is a predicted model, not a curated record. The transcript is spliced from 9 exons. Bases 88 to 1494 code for a protein of 468 amino acids. Lineage: Eukaryota; Metazoa; Arthropoda; Insecta; Hemiptera; Aphididae.